AGAAGGAGCUCUUUGAUGUUGUGGCUAAUCACUUGGUAGAUGACCUCAUUCAUGGCAAAAAUGGUCUCCUUUUCACAUAUGGUGUGACUGGGAGUGGGAAGACUCACACCAUGACUGGUUCCCCAGGGGAAGGAGGGCUGCUUCCUCGUUGUCUGGACAUGAUCUUUAACAGUAUAGGGUCAUUUCAGGCUAAAAGAUAUGUUUUUAAAUCUAAUGAUAGGAAUAGCAUGGAUAUACAGUGUGAAGUUGAUGCCUUAUUAGAACGGCAGAAAAGAGAGGCCAUACCCAACCCAAAGACCCCUUCUAGCAAACGACAAAUAGAUCCAGAGUUCGCAGAUAUGAUAAAUGUACAAGAAUUUUGCAAAGCAGAAGUUGAUGAGGAUAGUGUCUAUGGCGUAUUUGUGUCUUAUAUUGAAAUAUAUAAUAAUUACAUAUAUGAUCUACUGGAAGAAGUGCCGUUUGAUCCCAUAAAACCUAAGCCUCUACAAUCUAAAUUGCUUCGUGAAGACAAGAAUCAUAAUAUGUAUGUCGCAGGAUGUACAGAAGUAGAAGUAAAAUCUACUGAAGAGGCUUUUGAAGUUUUCUGGAAAGGCCAGAAAAAGAGACGUAUUGCUAACACACAUUUGAAUCGUGAGUCCAGCCGUUCCCAUAGUGUAUUCAAUAUUAAAUUAGUUCAAGCCCCACUGGAUGCAGAUGGAGACAAUGUCUUACAGGAAAAAGAACAAAUCACUAUAAGCCAGUUGUCCUUGGUGGAUCUUGCUGGAAGUGAAAGAACUAACCGGACAAAAGCAGAAGGGAACAGAUUACGUGAAGCUGGUAACAUUAACCAGUCACUAAUGACGCUAAGAACAUGUAUGGAAGUCCUGAGAGAGAACCAAAUGUAUGGAACUAACAAGAUGGUUCCAUAUCGAGAUUCAAAGUUAACCCAUCUGUUCAAGAACUACUUUGAUGGGGAAGGAAAAGUACGCAUGAUCGUGUGUGUGAAUCCAAAGGCUGAAGAUUAUGAAGAAAGCAUGCAAGUCAUGAGAUUUGCAGAAGUGACCCAGGAAGUUGAAGUUGCAAGACCAGUAGAUAAGGCAAUAUUUGGUUUAACACCUGGACGGCGAUACCGGAACCACAUUCGGGCAGGUCCAGUUGGAGAUGAACUGUUGGUUACAGAAGUGGUCUUACAGAGUUUUCCACCAUUGCCGUCCUGCGAGAUUAUGGAUAUCAAUGAUGAGCAGACUCUCCCCAGGCUUAUUGAAGCAUUAGAGAAACGCCAUCAGCUACGACAAAUGAUGAUUGAUGAGUUUACCAAACAAUCUUUUACUUUUAAAGGUAUGUUGCAAGAAUUUGACAAGGGUGUUUCAAAUAAAGAAUACUCCAUUCAAGGAAAACUGAAUGAAAAAGAAAAGGUGAUAUCAGGACAAAAAUUGGAAAUAGAACGACUGGAGAAAAAAACCAAAACUUUAGAAUAUAAGAUUGAAAUUUUAGAGAAAACAACUACUAUCUAUGAAGAAGAUAAGCGCAAUCUGCAACAGGAACUUGAAGCCCAGAAUCAGAAACUUCAGCAACAGUUUUCUGACAAACGCAGACUAGAAGCCAGGUUGCAAGGCAUGGUGACGGAAACAACAAUGAAGUGGGAGAAAGAAUGCGAGCGGCGAGUGGCAGCUAAACAACUGGAGAUGCAAAAUAAACUCUGGGUAAAAGAUGAAAAACUGAAACAACUGAAGGCUAUUGUUACUGAACCAAAAACUGAAAAGCCAGAGAGACCCUCUCGGGAGCGGGAUCGAGAAAAAGCUACUCCAAGAUCUGUUUCUCCAUCGCCAGUACCUAACGCACCACCACUUCGUCUCCGACACAGACGAUCACGCUCUGCAGGAGACAGAUGGGUAGAUCAUAAGCCUGCCUCUAACGUGCAAACUGAAACAGUCAUGCAGCCACAUGUCCCUCAUGCCAUCACAGUGUCUGUUGCAAAUGAAAAGGCACUAGCUAAGUGUGAGAAGUACAUGCUGACCCACCAGGAACUAGCCUCCGAUGGGGAGAUUGAAACUAAACUAAUUAAGGGUGAUGUGUAUAAAACAAGGGGUGGCGGACAAGCUGUUCAGUUUACUGAUAUUGAGACUUUGAAACAAGAAUCACCGACUGGUCGAAAACGAAGAUCUUCCACAGUAGCACCUGCCCAUCCAGAUGGUGCAGAGUCUGAAUGGACCGAUGUAGAAACCAGGUGCUCUGUGGCUGUAGAGAUGAGAGCAGGGUCUCAGCUGGGACCUGGAUAUCAGCAUCAUGCACAACCCAAGCGCAAGAAGCCAUGAACUGACAGUCUCGGUAAUGAAAGCACAUUUUCAUUGUGUUGGUGAUUUCUCAAAACCAUGCCAGGAGAAGUCCAGCUUUGUUGACUCUCACAGACCUCAGAUACAUUAUGCACUGGCCUAGAUCAAAGAUUUCCCAAAGACAUCUAGGAUUCAACGAACUUUUAAUAUUAUACGCCUUACCAUAUUUAAUAUUAACAGCAAAGAAAGACCCUCUUUUCUCAUUGCCGUCUGGACUUUUUUUAAUAAUGAUGUUUUUUUGUAUGUUUCUUGUAUAUUCAUAAACUAAUUCAUGCAAAGUGUUUAUCUUGAGUGAUAAAGGAAGAAGAUAUAUAAAUCACACUUUCUUUUAUAUUGUGACUUUUCCAGCUCUUGCCUGAAUAUUUCUUAAGGUUUUAUAAACAAAACAAAUGCUGCUAUUGAUUAGCUGCAAAAAUGCACUUUACACAUAUUGGACAAUUCAAACUUUCAAAAUAAAGGUAUCAUUGACUGGC
This is a messenger RNA of Eptesicus fuscus (big brown bat), 2785 nucleotides long. RefSeq names its product kinesin family member 23 (gene KIF23). NCBI's taxonomy places the organism in Eukaryota, Metazoa, Chordata, Mammalia, Chiroptera, Vespertilionidae. The transcript is spliced from 19 exons. Gene Ontology annotation, biological process: microtubule-based movement. Gene Ontology annotation, molecular function: microtubule motor activity; ATP hydrolysis activity; microtubule binding. Gene Ontology annotation, cellular component: kinesin complex; nucleus; microtubule. The coding region runs from base 111 to 2294 and encodes 727 amino acids. The record is from RefSeq and is a predicted model, not a curated record.